AUGCAGUACAACAAUAAUAAUAAUGUUCAAACAGUUCAUUUGGUACGCGAUUCUACUGAAAAAAGUUGGGGUUUUCGUUUACAAGGUGGUGCCGACUUUUCGAUUCCUUUAUCCGUACAACUGGUUAACCCAAAUACACCAGCUCAACAAUCGGGUUUAGCACCAGGAGAUCAAGUUCUGACAAUAAAUGGACGAAACGUAACCAGUGUUAGUCAUCAAGAAGCAAAAAUGGAAAUAACACGCUCAGGAAACGAUUUAGAAUUAAUAAUUGUCAAGGGUGCUGUUGACAUUUCAUCGUCGAAUCAACCAUUGAAGCCACAGUCAGUAUCACAAUUACGAACAGGACCUGUACAGCAAAUACCAACGACAGCAAAUGAUACGGCCAGACAAAGUUAUGCAGUAGAAAAACCGGAACCAACUCGUAUUGGUAGCAGUCAUAACAGAGCUCCGAUGCCAUUUGAUAAACGUGUUGGAAAUGAACUCGUCUACCAGUCAGCUAAAUCAGCUAAUUGGGAACCAGCUAAUUUCGAAACUUCAACAGCGUACAAUAAAGAUCCUUUAGUAAAAGAGCCAUGGCGACCAAAGUCCUAUCGUGACGAUCCUAAUGCACCACCUCGCAACGUAGGAACUGCUAUUUUUCAUUCGCAAUACAAUUCGCCAAUUGGACUUUAUAGCGAUGAUAAAGUAUUAGAGGCAUUCAAAUCACAAGCGGGAAGUUUAAUUGAUGAUAUCAAAGGAGGAAGUGGUGGUACAAAUAAUCCAUACCCACCACAACAAAAUCCGAAUGCAUUUGUACCAUCAUCACCGACAUAUCAGGCUGUUAUGAACCAGAAUUCGUCCUCAAAACCAUUAUCGUCUGAAUCGAAGUUAUCACGUUCAUUUCGUAUGUUAGAACAAGAUUUGGGCGAUGCUAAAGAUACUGGACGUGCACCAAUGUCUAUAUUUGAGCAAAGACGACAACAGCAGCAACAACAACAACAAAAGCCAGUCACUGGCUUCCGAAGCGUUAAACCUCCGGAAGAGGUCCCUGUGGAUCAACAACGCCGUCCUUAUCAUACAGAAUACCAAGUUGAACACGUUCAAGAAAAAUGGAUAGAACCGAAAUAUCAAUAA
This is a messenger RNA of Didymodactylos carnosus, 1113 nucleotides long. The record is from the annotation of a GenBank genome assembly. Lineage: Eukaryota; Metazoa; Rotifera; Eurotatoria; Philodinida; Philodinidae.